AUUCCUAUCAUGUACCGGUGAAAACAUGAAGGACACCAGAAAGCUACCGUAUACGCGAAGAGGAGGGAGAGUUUGACAUUUUUGCUGAACCUGGGCUAGGUUCUUCCCUCCAUUGUUGAUUCCUGCAAUCUCCGUUAACCUCUUGUUGGAAGGUGAUCUCCUUUUGAUUCACAAAUAAAAGAGACUGUGACUGCGAUCCCUUACAAUAAAUUCAUAGAAAUUCUCUGUUAUUUAUGACCUGAAAGCCAUCCAGAUGGCUUAUGAACUAAAUGAACAAAAGAAAAUUGGAUUGGGGCUCAUUGGCUUUGGAAUCUUUUUCACAUUUCUUGGUGUACUUCUGUUUUGCGACAGGGGUUUACUUGCCCUAGGAAAUAUAUUUUGGUUGACAGGUGUAGCCAUUUUACUUGGUUGGCAAUCUACUUGGAAGCUUUUUACAAACAGAGCAAACUAUAAGGGCUCUGUUUCUUUUCUUCUCGGGUUAUUCUUCAUAUUUGUUCGUUGGCCGAUAGUUGGUAUAAUCUUGCAAAUAUAUGGCUGUAUUGCUCUCUUCGGUGGCUUUUGGCCAUCUGUCAAGGUAUUCCUCUAUCAGAUUCCUGUUAUUGGAUGGAUUAUACAGUAUCCUGUUCUGAAGUCCCUGUUGAAUGGUCCUCUUUCAUGAAAUUACCAUCUUUUUGACACACUUGUCAAUGGACUUCUUCUCGAUCGACUGAGGGGUGGUUCUGCUUGAAGAAGUUUGAUUUUUGUCCAGUUCUUCCGAUGAAGGCAAAAGUGAUUGAAUUUCCGCGGUUCUCUUUCAAUGUUAUUCUCAAGCGAUUAUUAGGUUUCAGCCACUCAAUCAUUCAUCCUUUUAUGGGGAGAAGCCAUUAGAGAGGUGAUAGUACUAAUUGAAGGGAUAAAAGAUUGAAUUUAGACACAGGAGGUUGUGUACUAAUUAGUAGGAGUAUCACAUACUGCCAAACCGAUUUCACAAAUUAUGGUUUGAACCAAGUCAAACCGAACCAUAUUGUUAUGGUUUUAUACAAGUGGCAAGUUGGUAUUGGUUUCAAUUCCAUCAAUGAUAUUAGAAAAAUAAUUUCCUUUAAAAUGAAAAAAAAAAUCAAUUCAGCAAAA
Jatropha curcas is the source of this 1110-nucleotide messenger RNA. RefSeq names its product Got1/Sft2-like vescicle transport protein family. The record is from RefSeq and is a predicted model, not a curated record. Gene Ontology annotation, biological process: retrograde transport, endosome to Golgi; endoplasmic reticulum to Golgi vesicle-mediated transport. Lineage: Eukaryota; Viridiplantae; Streptophyta; Magnoliopsida; Malpighiales; Euphorbiaceae.